AUGUACAGCGCGAAAGACAUUGCGUUCGCCACACUCAAGGCUCUCGGUGCUACAGCUCAGGGGGCUGUAGUGGUGGGAAAGGGUCUUUUUGGGUUCGCCAAGGAGGCCAAGUCCAUCCCGGUUGAGGUGGCACGCACGCUGCUCGGACCGCUGUACAAGUACCAGCAGUCCCAGAAGCGGGUGCAGGAUGCGGUCGACCUGCAGCGAAUGGCGUCAGCACCUACGGCAAGGGUCGAUGUGGCGCCGUCAUCUGGUGGUGGUGGUGGUGCUGCUAAGGAUUUGCCCGGAGGAGGGAAAGAUGCCGGCGAGGAACCUUCUCCGAAGUCUUCUGCAGCGCCAGAAGUGACGGUAGUGACCCCGACGACUCCUGCGGCAUCAAAACUGACUGCAGCAACACCCGCAGAGGCGACCACAGCAGUGCCAUCAAAGGCGCCAGGGUCCGAAAAGAAGAAAGAUGCCUCGACGCCAAAACCCGUUGCAAAACCAGCAGAGGCGAGAGGGGCAACAACGGCGCCGCCUGCCCAACCCCCACCGGCAGCGAAGAAGCCGGAAGCUUCUCCUGCCGAGAAGAAGGAAGGCACAAGAAAUAAAAAGAAGAAAGACGUGGAGGCGGAGGAGCGCGCCGCCGAGCUCGAGUUCAUGAAAGAGAUGAAAGCAGAGGCGGACAAAAAUACACCUCCGUAGCUGGGAUUGGCUGCUGCCGCUGCUGCUGCUGCUGGUACCGCAGCGCUGUUUCCGUGGCGACAGCCCGUGCCGCUGGUAUGUACCCGUACUCUUUCCGCAAGGAAGGUGUGUGGCAUAGUCCGACCGCUGAGGGCCGGUCGCUGAGGGAGCUAGUUCCGCCGCCGGCCGGAGCACGGGGGUGGAGCAAUUGAAACACGCCCCUCCCUGGUGAUGCUUUAUUCAGGAACCAAGUCCAGCACCUACUCGAGGAACACGAUUCUUCCGUCUCUGCACCGAAAUUGAGCCACUCAACUUCUCCACAGUAGUUGGGCGGGGAGCAAGCUGAAGAGUGAAAACAAAAACCAUAUAGAUUGUAGAUGAAAGCCCUGGAAGUAUCUGUCUACGGGGACGAGGCCAAAGUUGUUUGGACGUUGUGUCGAUUUUCCCCUAUUUUGUUGGGAUUCGGUUAUUUAGCUCGUUUCAGAAGUCAAAGCGGUUCACUACGUCUCUCGCUUGAAUUCGAAUUCCAUACGUAAGGGAAACGGGAUGGGUGUAUCCUUGUCGUUCGCGAAGGUUCCUUUUGCACGGAAGUGUAUAGUAUAUAUUGUA
This is a messenger RNA of Ectocarpus siliculosus, 1272 nucleotides long. The record is from the annotation of a GenBank genome assembly. Lineage: Eukaryota; Phaeophyceae; Ectocarpales; Ectocarpaceae.